CCGGAGCGCGGCGGCGGACACCGCGGUUGGACAGCGUGCGAGGAGAAUGGCAUCAGCAAGAAAAGCCAGCCACUCUGUGCCUGACAUGUUUGGUGACUUCAGUGAUAUUUCCUUAGAAGAUUCAAAAAUGGAAGCAAUCAGAAACUUACAAAUCGGACAAAUUGGCAGAAGUCUUAGCAAAAUAACAGCCAGUGAGAGCAGGUUCCUGAAAAGAAACCAAACAGUGGGUGAGAGACACCUAUUCCCGAAAGAGAGCCCCAUCCUGCGGGGUGGGCCCAGGCCCUCCUCAGGCCGGAUCCCGACCACUGCCUCCCAGAUCCGGGCAAGUGCCGCACUUCUGAAGCUGGCCCAGAUAGAGACCAAGAUCAGGAACCGCAAGGCGCAGAGGGGUUUGUCAGAUGUGGAGUCUGAUGUGAAGACCUCUGACACUAGCCUUCCAAAGGGGGCCGAGGAGGUCCCCACCAGGAGUACAGCUGAACUUUCUUCGCAGAACACAGGCAAAACUUCCCAGAAAUAUGCCCGUGAAAUCCCUGCUGCUGAGAGCCAGGCACAGAGCGGGAAGGGCAGCAGGUUCCUCAAGAAGAAAGAGCCGCCUGCUGAAAAUAUCUCUCCUGAAGCAUGUUUUGGGAAAAAACUCAAUUUUUCAACACCCAAGGAGAAAGAACCUGCUAGAACAUUUGACUCUCCAGACAGUGAUGAAGAGGAAAUGAAAAAGUUACUGGGAAGCUUGAUGGAAUCUUCUAGAGAAAAAGAAACACAUAUAAAUCAGGGUUUCACCAGCACUAAAGUCAGUGAGAAAAAGCAAAUGGAACUCUUCUCUUUGGAUCAGAUCCCAGCUCGGCCACGAGGUCUGUCUCUACCCAGUGAGGAGCUUCCCAGCCCCAGGCCAUUCCGGAAGCCACGUCCACCAACAUCACGGUCAGGCAGCAGGACCCCUGUCCGCAUCCGCUCCAGAACAUCCUCGCCGCAGACCCCUGAUUCUGGCGGCCCAGCGUCCCGUGCGUCAGUGCUCUCAGCCACAGGCACCUCGUCCAGGUGCCCCAAGCUCCCUUCCUCCCUUGGAAGGAGUGAGGCUGGGCCCUUGGAGGAGGAGUCGCUCUCUGAAACUGCCAGUGACAGCCUUGAUUUUAGAAUCAAUAUUCUGUCCCUCGAUGACUUGGCUCCGGCCAUCAGUGAGAGGCCAGACCUGGAACAGGAAGGAGAAGAUGCUCGGCGGGAAAAGCCGUCUAGCCCAGGCUCACAGGCAGAAGGGCCCGCCAGGCAGGGGUUGCCAAGACGUGUCCGGGCCUGGAGCAUGGCGUCCUUGGACAGCAAGGAGGGCCCCCCCACUGAGAGUGAGGUCUCUGAGUGUCUGAGCACCGGGCAGCGGGGCGCAUCCAGCCAGCCACCACUGUCUCGAGACCCCUCAGUGAGCACUGUGAGCUUGGCAUCUCUGGAUGGCCAGGAGGACCUCCCCACUGUGAGUUCGGCCUACUCAGAUGACUUUGAGGCAUCACCAGGCCUGACUGUCUCUGAGCCCACAGGCUGCUCAGAGGCGUCUCUUGACAGGACGUCAGAGACCCUGUCGGAGUCUUCUUCGAGUUGGGAAGGGGACCAUCCCCUACAAACUCCCAAGGCCAGCCAAAAGCAGGGCCAGGAUGUGGUAAGAGUGAUUGUGAAGGAGAUGGCCGUGCAGACUCCCGAUCCUGCCUUCACCUACUGGUGGGCCGAGGCAGCCGGUGUGGCGGCCAUUAGUCCUGUUCUGGGAGGCGCCUGUGUGGACCCCACGCCCAUCGCCAGCCAUGUGGUCAGCGCAGAUGCAAUAGAAGCCCUGACAGCUCACAGCCCAGCUGUGUUUGCGCUGAAUGAUCUGCUGAAGCAGCAGCUGGCCCUGACGCAGCAGUUCCUGGAGGCCAACCGGCACCUGCAUGCCUCGCUCCUGGCAUCGCUGGACCAGGACACGUUCCACUACCACACCUUGGAGGAGGCCAAAGAGUACAUCCAGUGCCACAAGCCAGCCCCGCUGACCCUGGAGGAGGCCUUGGAGGAGGUACAGAAGGAGCCAUGAGCACAAGAAGCCGCCCACUCCUUGUCUGCCAGAGCACGCUGCAGAGAAACACGCAGGGUUUAAAAAGUAAGUUCUUUAAAAAAAAUCUUUAUUUGAAGGCAAAACAGUAAAAUUCACGAACUGUUAACAGCACGUUUAUGUAUUAUCCUGAAUCAGACACUUUCAAACUAUUCACAGCUACAGGAAAUCUAAAACAAAAUCAAAUGUUUUAUCCCAUCAGGGUCAAAAGUUGGAGAGGUUUUGUAUCUUAUUGAAAAGAAUUUUUCAAAAACGGUUUCUGUACAAACAGCAC
Molecule: messenger RNA, 2339 nt
Organism: Trichechus manatus latirostris (Florida manatee)
Lineage: Eukaryota; Metazoa; Chordata; Mammalia; Sirenia; Trichechidae
Gene: CUNH19orf44
Product: chromosome unknown C19orf44 homolog
Exons: 9
Coding region: 47-2047 (666 amino acids)
Source: RefSeq, a predicted model, not a curated record